This is a messenger RNA of Manihot esculenta (cassava), 2991 nucleotides long. Its product is annotated as pentatricopeptide repeat-containing protein At5g39350. Gene Ontology annotation, molecular function: protein binding; RNA binding. The transcript has a single exon. Bases 258 to 2282 code for a protein of 674 amino acids. The record is from RefSeq and is a predicted model, not a curated record. NCBI's taxonomy places the organism in Eukaryota, Viridiplantae, Streptophyta, Magnoliopsida, Malpighiales, Euphorbiaceae. Gene Ontology annotation, biological process: RNA modification.
UCAAAGUAAAAUAAAUUAAAAUGAUCAAAUUUUAUUGAUAGGUUAAAAUUACACUAUAAGCAAAUUAAAUUAAAAUUAAAAAAUGUAAUUAAAAUAACUUGGCAAACGUCUUGUCGUUGGAAGUGUUCAUAAUUUAUAUUUUUAAAAAUUGGAGAUUGAAAUGGUUCUCCUUCACAACUUCGCUCAAAUUGCCCGCCGUAUUUAUGUCCUCCGGCCCAAGCCAACGGUGACUUUCGAAAUACGGUUAAAAGGAGUUCAUGAAUGGCCGCUCUCAAACUCUAUCCAAAACCAAGCAUUUGCUUGCCGCCUCAAGAACCCAAUACCUAUCUCUUCUAAAGCAUUAUGCACCCGCUCGAUCCCUUACCAAGACUAAACAACUCCAUGCUCUCACCAUCACUGCAGGCGUCCUCUCCUCGCCGGGCUCCGCCCGCCUUCGCUCAAGCCUCGCUGCUGCUUAUAUGCAUUGCGGGUAUGUCCCUCACGCUCGCAAGUUGUUCGACGAAUUGCCUGAACGAAGUGCACUUUUAUACAAUAACUUGAUGAUUAUGUACGUAAAUAAUGCAUUAUAUCUUCAUGCGCUGAAAGCAUUUGUUGAAAUGCUUCAAUCGGGAUGCUGCGCGCCUGAUAACUAUACGUAUCCUAUUGUUAUCAAGGCUUGUAGUGAGCUUUCAAUGCUUGGAUUGGGUAGAGCGGUUCACGGGAAGAUAGUGGUGUCCCUGUAUGGUUCGCACACCUAUGUGCAGAAUUCCUUACUGGCAAUGUAUAUGAAUUGUGGGAAGAAGGAGACAGCACAGAGAGUUUUUGAUGGGAUGAGAGAGAGGAGUGUGGUGUCUUGGAAUACUAUGAUUAGCGGCUAUUUCAAAAAUGGAUGUGCCAAGACUGCUUUGAUGGUUUUUAACCAGAUGGUUGAUUUUGGGGUUGAGAUUGAUUGUGCUACUGUGGUUUCUGUGUUGCCAGCUUGUGGAUAUUUGAGGGAAUUGGAGUUGGGAAGAAGGGUUCAUGGAUUGCUGGAAGAUAAGGGUUUAGAUAAGAAAAUAGCAGUGAGGAACGCAUUGGUUGAUAUGUAUGCGAAAUGCAGUAGCAUGGCUGAAGCAAAGUUGGUUUUUGAUAGGAUGGAUGAAAAGGAUGUGAUCAGUUGGACUUCCAUGAUUAAUGGGUACAUUAUAGAUGGUGAUGUGAGAAGCGCCUUGAUGCUUUGUAGGAUCAUGCAGGUUGAAGGGAUAAGACCCAAUUCUGUGACUAUAGCCUCGGUUCUUUCAGCUUGUAAUGAUUUGAGGGAUGGUCGUUGUUUGCAUGGGUGGACAAUAAGGCAAAAUCUUGAUCCAGAAGUUAUUAUACUUACUUCAUUGAUUGACAUGUAUGCAAAAUGCUGCCGUGUGGACCUUAGCUUUGCAGUCUUCACAAGAACUUCAAUAAAUAGAACAGUUCCAUGGAAUGCUAUGCUCUCUGGGUGCAUUCAUAAUGGUCUUGAAACUGAAGCAAUAAGACUUUUCAAGCAAAUGCUAGUGAAGGGAGUUGAACCAGAUGGUGCAACAAUGAACAGUCUACUUCCAGCAUAUGGCUUUCUUGCUGAUUUACAGCCAUCGAAGAACAUCCAUGGUUACCUAACAAAAUCUGGUUUUCUUUCAGGAAUAGAAGUUGCUACAUGUCUGAUUGAUAUAUAUUCCAAGUGUGGAAGUCUAGAAUCUGCUCAUCAGUUAUUCAAUGCUAUUCCGAUAGAUGUCAAGGACAUUUUUGUCUGGAGUGUAAUAAUAUCUGGUUAUGGAAUGCAUGGUCAUGGUGAGACUGCUGUUUCACUUUUCAGACAAAUGGUUUGCUCUGGGGUGAAACCAAAUGAAGUUACCUUUACUUCUGUAUUGCAUGCUUGCAGUCAUGCCGGUUUGGUGGAUGAGGGCUUGUUUUUGUUUGAAUUCAUGAUCAAAGACCAUGAGAUACAACCUACUGAUGACCACUUCACUUGUAUUGUUGAUCUGCUUGGUCGUGCAGGUCGACUAGAUGAAGCAUGUAAUCUUAUUAGAAGAAUGCCUUUUGUACCUAGUCAUGCUGUUUGGGGGGCACUGCUUGGUGCUUGUGUAAUACAUGGUAAUGUUGAAGUGGGUGAAGUUGCAGCACAACAUGUUUUUGAGCUUGAGCCAGAAAACACGGGAAACUACAUACUGCUGGCAAAACUUUAUUCUGCAGUUGGAAGAUGGGAAGACGCAGAAAACGUGAGACAUAUGCUGAAUGACAUAGGAUUAAGAAAAGCACCAGCCCAUAGUCUGAUUGACGCUAUAAAUAUUUGAAAUGGGAACAUUUUGUUAAUCAAAUAGAAAAACCAUCAGCUUGCUAUGGUGUUCGUGCAUAGAUGAAUAUAUGCUCCAUCCAAAGCCAGGGCAAACUUCCAUAUUGAAGAACAUAUGAUCUUGUAAUCACGUGUCAUUAUAAAAGUUUUAUUGAACCAAAGGAGCUAUCUGAAGGUGGAUCGAACUUAAAAAUUCAUGUGAGAUCAAGGAAUGCGUUUCUAUUUAGCAUAUGAUUGUGGUGAAUCAGAUAUUUCAAUGGUGCAAUGCAAGUGCAGAAGCAUCCAUUGGUCAAACAUAUUAGCAACAUUUGCUGAAGCAAUUCAUGUUUAUCUUUUCCUUCAACUACUUUUAAUGUCUGGAACGGGUUCCUCACUUAUAUUAUUAUAAACAGGACCGGUUUGAGCGGAAGCAUGGGUGAUUUUAUAGAAUGUCUAGACAACUUGAGUCUGGGUAAGUAGAUUGCAUGAUAUGCUUGUUGAGCAGGAUUUGACCAUGUUAAAUUCAUGCGGAUUAGCUGUCUCAAUAUGUUGAGGUGAUUUAUACCAUAUAUAGAUCUCAUCAUGAUAAAGUUGAUGUGAGCACCCUGCAGGUUUCAACUUACCGAUUUUCCUUUAUUUUUAUUCCAGCGCCCCUGCCUUAAUUACUUUGGGAACUGAAAUGUAUGUCAAGUAUUCUUACAAUAUAUCUGCUUAUGAACCUCUUUUUUUCC